This is a messenger RNA of Vicia villosa (hairy vetch), 1423 nucleotides long. Its product is annotated as QWRF motif-containing protein 7. Gene Ontology annotation, biological process: spindle assembly; centrosome cycle. The record is from RefSeq and is a predicted model, not a curated record. Gene Ontology annotation, cellular component: cytoplasm; nuclear microtubule; centrosome. The coding region runs from base 7 to 1128 and encodes 373 amino acids. Gene Ontology annotation, molecular function: microtubule binding. NCBI's taxonomy places the organism in Eukaryota, Viridiplantae, Streptophyta, Magnoliopsida, Fabales, Fabaceae. The transcript has 5 exons.
UCUUUCAUGGAGAAAAAUCCCCGUCGCACUCUUUCCGGCCGUGGCCAACUCACGGUAGUGCCGCCAUCACCACGCCUUGUACGCUCUCAAAGCAACGGAAGCGUGGCGACUAUAACCACCCCAGAGAGAACUCCGCGGAGGUUCAGCUCUAGUGAAAAAUUAACAAAUAGCCACCGUUCAAAAUCAACAUCUAAGAUAAGAACGGAAAACAACGAAGAGAACACAAAGUUUAAUGAUAAGAAGAAGAGUAAUAGCAAGAUGUUACAAUAUGGAGUUAGCCCCGAUCGCAAUGGAGCAUCGAAGAGGACCACAUUGCCUUCGGCGUGGGCGCUUUCGCCAGGAAGGCAAUCCCUCGGUUCUCCGAUUUGGCGCGAGCCACCACCGCCUAAAGCAAACGGAAGCAAAGGCAAUGGUGGUGGUAAAGUUGGUAAUAGUGUCACUAAAGUUUUGAAUUACUUUAAGCAAAGGAAAGUGUCAUCCAUGCAAGAAGAAAUGUACCAUAAGUAUAAGAUUUUUCAUAGUAGACUUUUGCAAUGGAGAUAUAUUAAUGCUAGAACUGAGGUUUCCAAGGCUAGGGUAAAAAAUGCUUCUGAGGUAAAUUUAUUUUCUGUAUGGCUUGGAACCCUAAUGCUAAGAAAGACCAUAAUACAAAAGAGAAUUGAAGUACAAAAAGUCAAACAUAUGAUCAAGCUCCAACAAAUUUUGAGUGGUCAAAUUUCCUAUCUUAAUGAAUGGAAAAAACUAGAAAAAAAGAAUAAAGAAUCAAUCGAAAGAUUAACAAAGAAGUUGUUAACAUUGUCUACCACAAUGCCCUUAAGUCAUGGUCUCAAGGUAAAUAUAGAGGCCUUAUUUGAAGCUUUCAACACAGCUGUUAAAGUCAUGGAGAAUAUUGAACUAUUGAUUAAGAAAUAUCAACCACAGAUUGAGAGAAUUCUUUAUCAAGUUACAGAACUCACCACCACAUCAAAACAAGAAGAAGAAUGCUUACAUCGACUUCUCCAAAUGGUUUCUGUUAUUACUACUUUACUAGAAAAUGAGAAAAGUGUUCAAGUACAUCUUAUUCAAAAAAAGAUCGAAUCUAAUACCGGAAAUUACCCCUACAACAAUAUUGCUCAAUCUUGUAAAUGAAAUGGGUUCUUAUUUGCAUGUGUUCCAAGAUCAAUGUCUUUCAAAUGAUCGAUAAAAAAUUCUUUAGGUAGUUAUAUUGUUACAAUUUUGUGACUAAUAGAAAUGUUAUGAAUGCACUCACCAGUGUUGUAUGAAUUUAUAGCAUUUAAUUCAUUAGUAAGAAACAUUCUCAUGACAAAGAUGAAAACUAAUGGAAAGGCUAAUGUUUCACACAAAACUUUGUUGAGUGCUUCGUCUAAUUUCUUUUGUUAAUAGCUUUCUUUUAGAAAUCUUUCUUUAAUGAUUUUAUAUUAAA